Messenger RNA from Corylus avellana, 2050 nucleotides. RefSeq lists its product as uncharacterized. The record is from RefSeq and is a predicted model, not a curated record. Lineage: Eukaryota; Viridiplantae; Streptophyta; Magnoliopsida; Fagales; Betulaceae.
GAGCAUUCCUCGAAGGACGCGACCCCUUCUCUUCUUAUUAGAGGCAUUUGCAGAUUUUUUGCUGAAGUCUAUUGGAUGAUUUGUGUUGGCUCCCAGUUUUUUUGGGGUGGUUUUGUUGAGAUUAAGAGAAUCUUUUUAUUUUAUUUUGGGAGAAUGUUAUAUACAAUUCUGAUUUCUGAGUAAAAGAUUACUUUGUCCACAGCAUGGUGGUUUAGCCUUGAUGGGUUUAAAGUAAAAAGGGGGAGUUUUACAAUCAUGCUGCAUGAUUCGGGAGUGUGAUUAUCAGAGAGAAACAGAGCUUUUUUGGUAUGUUUUUGCAGGUGGGUGUUCUGGUUUUGUCUUUUACAAAUAUUGUUUGGCAAUAAGUUGAAGCUUUUUCCUAAAGAGAAGCUGUGAGCUUGAUACUUCUUUUGCGUUCUAGUCAAAGUUCAUGAUCUGGGUUCUUGCGCCUGUCCAUUGUUCAGAUAAGAUUGAGACUAUUCAGAAUCCCAAGUAGUACGCUUUUCCUCACUUUCUAGAGUUUUCCUUGGAAUCAAAGGAUUUUUCAAGCAAACUAUAGUUUGGUUUCAUGGGUUUUCUGGCUAGGAUAUUGUACAGUAAGCUGAGCUGCAUGUUUAUUCAAGUGAUUUGAGGUAAGAUCAGAAGUUGUGUGAUGUGAUUUGAAGGAAAGAUGAAAUCUUUGAGUAGUGUAGGACUUGGCCUGAGUGUAGUUUUUGGCUGCCUUUUCUUGGCUCUUGUUGCUGAGCUUUACUACUUAUUGUGGUGGAAGAAGAGGUUAACCAACAGAGAGAUGGAAAAUGACUACAGCAGCCCAGCAAGAGAGCUAUUCUACAUGUUUUGCUGGAAAAGGUCUGCUUCUUUGAGGCACGCAGCUUUGGAUCCCCAAGAACUUUGCUCUUCUGCAGGAAUCGCAGCCACAGGCACCCUUGUCCAUGAACCAGAAGCCCAGCUUCAGAUGCUGCAGUCAAGCAAGGAUUUUUUGCUCAAACCCUUUGGGGAGGAUAGCAUGGAGGCAGAGUUUAUGAGGCUGCAAGACCUCUCAGGCCCUCCAAGAUUCCUCUUCACAAUUAUAGAGGAAACGAAAGAGGAUUUAGAAUCUGAAGAUGGCAAGUCUAGGGGUGAUAAGAGUGAAAAGGAGUCAAGAAGCAGGAGCUUGAGUGAUUUGCUUCCAACUGUGGAGACUCCAUAUUUGACUCCUCUGGCUUCCCCUUUUUUCACUCCCCCACUUACUCCUAUGGACUCCUGCAACCAGCAUGGUGGAUUCAACCCUCUCUUUGAAUCAGCAAAAGAUGCAGAGUUCAACAGGAUAAAGUCCUCACCUCCUCCAAAAUUCAAGUUCUUGCAGGAUGCAGAGGAGAAACUUAAAAGAAAACUAAUGGAAGCAGCAGCAGCAGAAGCUAAAGAAAAGGUUCAUGAGAGUGAUGAACUUGUUCAAGAACACAGAAAUAAAGCUCCCAAAGAUGAGGAAGAGGGGUCUUUCAUCACAAUCAUUGUUGAUAAGUACAAAGAAAGAGAGCUUAAUCAUCAUCUACCCCAGUACCAUUCAAGCACUUCUUCACAGGUGAUUCCUCUAGCUUCCUCACCUUCAACAUUCAGAGCACCCAUUAACAAGAAGGCCAAUUGACAUUAAGCACCAUUAAUCCAGACUGAAACGGGUUUGUCUUCUUUUACCCCCACCUUUGUAUUUUAUUAGAUUUUUUCUUCCUUGUCAGGUUCUUGAGUUUAUCUUAUUUCCUUUGCGGUAUUUGGGGAUGUUAAAAAAGAAAGAAAAGAAAAGCCUAUUCCCUGUGCAAUGUAUGUUAAAUUAUGGAGACGGGGGGACAACAUUCUCUGCAACAUGAUGUUGAGAGGUGGGUCUGAUGAUGCUAGUGGGAGACCUGUGGGGUUAUUUGUUUUAUUCAAUCUCCAUGUCUCCUGAGUUGUCUUGUACCUGUAAUCAUUCUUGUGAGUGAUGUUCCAACUGAUGUUAUUGACGAGCAGAGCACUGUAAAAUUCUUUCAAGGGCCAACCCUUUUUCCCCCCUUUACUUUUACUCUCUAGUUUCUUAUUU